Filobasidium floriforme is the source of this 1634-nucleotide messenger RNA. RefSeq names its product putative ornithine-oxo-acid aminotransferase. The record is from RefSeq and is a predicted model, not a curated record. Bases 80 to 1498 code for a protein of 472 amino acids. Gene Ontology annotation, molecular function: pyridoxal phosphate binding; identical protein binding; transaminase activity. NCBI's taxonomy places the organism in Eukaryota, Fungi, Basidiomycota, Tremellomycetes, Filobasidiales, Filobasidiaceae. The transcript has 8 exons.
AGCUGCCCUUCUGGUCGUGUCCCCAAUUCGUGCCUCGUCCGCCCCUCUGCUCUUCUUACCCAGAUCGAUCCAUCCUAACAUGCCCAGCAUCAUCAAUACCAAAGUCCAGGCCGAAUCGGACGUUCUUCCUACCGUCGAGUAUCAAAAGAUCGCCAAUAAACACAUCACUAAAGCGGUCGGGAGGUUGAGGGACCAUGUCUUUGUUUCCGGUCAAGGACUGCAAGUCAUCACGAGCGAUGGUAGAGAGUUGUUAGACUUUACUGCUGGUAUCGGCGUCACUUCGCUCGGCCACUGUCACCCAGCCGUGACUGCCGCCAUCAUCCAUCAAGCGCAACAAGUCAUCCACGUUCAAUGCGCCAUCGCUCUGUCCGAUCCCUACGUAAAGCUCGUCAAGAACCUAGUCCCGAUGCUCGAACCGGCCGGCAAGGGCGACUUGUCCAGUUUCUUCUUCUGGAACUCCGGUAGCGAGGCCAUCGAGGCCGCCAUCAAGGUCGCGAGGAUGAAGACGAAGAGGAACAACAUCAUCGUCAUGCAGGGAGCGUAUCACGGGCGGACGAGUGGUGCCGCUGCGCUCACUCGUUCCAAAACAAGCUUCUUCGCUGGGACCGGGCCUCUCAUGCCUUGCGUGUAUACUACUGCCUACCCGUACUGGCACGCUAUGGGUCUUCCGAUCGAUACUCCCGAGCAGGUCCUGGUCGAUCAAGCAGUCCAUCAGCUCAACCAGGUGCUGGCCCAGCAGACCGCGCCUGAGGACACCGCGGCGAUCUUCAUCGAACCCGUUAUUGGAGAAGGCGGGUACGUCCCUUGCCCGCCCGCCUACCUGCGUGCGAUUCGCGAAGUAUGCGACCAACACGGUAUCCUCAUGAUCGCGGACGAGAUCCAGACAGGGUUCGGUCGGACCGGCAAGAUGUUCGCCAUCGAGCACAGUGGCGUGGUCCCCGACCUCAUCACGAUCGCUAAGGGUUUCGCCAACGGAAUGCCACUCUCCGGGAUCGUCACCAGGAAAGAGAUCAUGGAUUGCAUGCCGGCCGGAUCGUUGGGCGGCACAUACUCUGGGAACGCCGUUUCUUGCGCGGCAGCGGUAGCCACUACGGACGUUAUGAUGCAGACCGACCUACUUUCCAAUGUGAAAUCGAGGUCAGACCAGAUCUUUGCCGGACUGAGGGCGAUCGCAGCGGAUGAGAAGAAUGGAGGUUGGAUGAUCUCAGAGGUCCGAGGGAUCGGCCUCAUGAUUGCCAUCGAGUUCAAGGACCCCGCGUCUCCGAUCACUCAACAUCACUCUCAAGGCGAAAACGUCAAAUUGCCUUCCUACCUCAACAAGCUGGUUCAAGACGAAUGCUACGACCGAGACCUUGUCAUAUUGACCACCUCCAUUUACCCCGUGCUCAGAUUGGUGCCCGCGCUAAUCGUGUCGGAAGAGGAGGCUGAGCGGGCCUUGGAGAUCAUCAGAGAGUCAAUCAAAGCAGUAUCGGAUCGAGUUCUUGCGAGUUCGUCGUGAGGAGCGGAAGCAGGAUGACCCUGUGGGGGGGAGACCAAACCAGACCGACGUGUGAUAACCCGUGUCUAGACCGUUAGACGCCAACUGUUGUACCUGUGUUCAUGCUUUGUAGGAAAUACCAUCAUUAUGCGAACAA